AUGAGUGAGCUCGAAGAGAAAUCUCUUCCGCUCCUAAGCCAAUUCCUAUAUCGCUACCGACAGAGAUUAGGGGGCUUCGCUUUUGAAAUGAUUGUAGGUUUCGAAGUGAGCUUUUGCCGAGAAAAGACAUACAACCAAACCACACGAUAUCCUGACAAGUCUUUUAUGUUAUGGUAG
Molecule: messenger RNA, 177 nt
Organism: Sclerotinia sclerotiorum 1980 UF-70
Lineage: Eukaryota; Fungi; Ascomycota; Leotiomycetes; Helotiales; Sclerotiniaceae
Exons: 1
Coding region: 1-177 (58 amino acids)
Source: RefSeq, a predicted model, not a curated record